UCGGUUCCCCAAAAUAUACACAACCAAGAACUUGCCAAAACCUCCCACACAAAAAUUCCGCAGAAAAUGUCCAACAGAACCCCAAUACCAACCUCAAAAGAGCUACUAGAAGCCCAAAACCAUCUAUGGAACCAAAUCUUUAGCUUCAUGAACUCCUUCUCCCUAAAAUGCGCCGUUGAGCUCGGCAUCGCCGAUGCCGUUCACGAUCACGGUGACCCAAUAACCAUAUCUGACCUCGCCACGGCCCUCAACAUCCCCUCCUGCAGACUCCACAACUUCCGACGUUUCAUGAGCCUAAUGACCCACAACGGCUUUUUUAGACAAAGCACCUCCGAAAACGGCGAAACUACAUACUCCCUCACACGCAACGCCUCCCUCCUCAUCAAACAAAAGGGGGAGUCAAUAACUCCGUUCAUUGAACUUGCGCUGUAUCAACCAUUGCUUGAUCCAUGGCAGCACCUGAGCUCAUGGUUCAAGUGCGAAACCCCAUCGACCGCAUUCGAGCUUUGUCAUGGCAUGUACAUUUGGGGGGCUACGGGCGAAAUGCCCGGGCUAGCCAAGACGGUGAGCGAUGGAUUGGAUAGUGAUUCAGCUGCGGUUGCUAGGGUUAUUGUUGACGAUUGCGGUGAUCAGUUUGAAGGGGUUAAGUCUUUGGUUGAGGUGGCGGGAAAUAAAGGGAAGAUUGCUUUGGAAAUCAAGAAAAAAUUUCCGGAGAUUAAAUGUAGUUUGUUUGAGCUGCCUCAUGUGAUUGAUGCUCUCGAGAAGAGUGAGGAUAUUGAGUACGUUGCUGGUGAUAUGUUUGAGGGAAUUCCAGCUGCCGACGUGCUGAUUCUCAAGUCUGUACUGGUUACUUGGAACGACGAGGAGUGCGUGAACAUACUUCAGAGAUGCAAGGAGGCGAUCCCCAACAAGAUAAAUGGAGGAAAAGUGAUCAUAAUCGACAAAGUUAUCGAUGCAAAUAUUGAGCUUCCAAAAUUCAACGAAACCCAAAUAUACUUCGAUAUGCAUAUGAUGGUUCACGUCACAGGGAAGCAGAGAACUGAGAAUGAAUGGAAGAAGCUCUUCACUGAAGCUGGAUUCAAAGAGUGCAAGAUAACUCCGGCUUUGGGCAUUCGUUGUAUUAUUGAGAUAUCGUAUUAGUUAGUUAAGUCAUUUGAUGAAUAUAUUGGUUUGUCUAUAUUUGUAUGUUAUGUAUGUCAGUACGUAUGUGUAUUAAUGUUGUGGUUUGGUUU
Messenger RNA from Asparagus officinalis (garden asparagus), 1232 nucleotides. RefSeq names its product trans-resveratrol di-O-methyltransferase-like. The coding region runs from base 67 to 1140 and encodes 357 amino acids. Gene Ontology annotation, biological process: methylation. The record is from RefSeq and is a predicted model, not a curated record. NCBI's taxonomy places the organism in Eukaryota, Viridiplantae, Streptophyta, Magnoliopsida, Asparagales, Asparagaceae. The transcript is spliced from 3 exons. Gene Ontology annotation, molecular function: protein dimerization activity; S-adenosylmethionine-dependent methyltransferase activity; O-methyltransferase activity.